GCUGGAAAGAAACUCUUACAUUUCUCUAUUAUUUUAUACGAAAAAACGAAUAUUUCGGCUUACAUCUUUGAAAUAUAAGUGACAAGGAUAUCAUAAUCAAUAAAAUCGUUAAAUAAAACGAUCAUGGGCUAUCAAUCUCUAAUCAUUGGCCAUAUGGACGAGGAUCUUCUUUGCCCCAAUUGUGCCGAUGUGCUGGAGGAGCCGAUGCAGUCUUCCAGCUGUGAGCACACCAUCUGUCUUCACUGCCUUCAGAAGUGGAUGCAAAAGAAUGAUAUCUGUCCCAUGGAUCGGUCGGAUUUAUCCCGCCAUCUGGCGAAUCGGACGAUGAGGGAUACAUUUCUUUUUAUCAUCGUAUCUGUGAAAGAUACCGUGCAUAUGAUUAAAAGUUACUAGGAAUGAGAUGAUAAAUCCAAUUUUAAGUUGAAUUUAAAUUAAAAUAAAUAGUUCUUGGCCCAAAC
Messenger RNA from Drosophila innubila, 458 nucleotides. RefSeq names its product E3 ubiquitin-protein ligase NRDP1-like. The transcript has 2 exons. Lineage: Eukaryota; Metazoa; Arthropoda; Insecta; Diptera; Drosophilidae. The record is from RefSeq and is a predicted model, not a curated record. The coding region runs from base 124 to 393 and encodes 89 amino acids.